Messenger RNA from Rasamsonia emersonii CBS 393.64, 2991 nucleotides. RefSeq lists its product as uncharacterized. Gene Ontology annotation, cellular component: nucleus. Gene Ontology annotation, molecular function: zinc ion binding; DNA binding. Bases 1 to 2991 code for a protein of 996 amino acids. The record is from RefSeq and is a predicted model, not a curated record. The transcript is spliced from 11 exons. NCBI's taxonomy places the organism in Eukaryota, Fungi, Ascomycota, Eurotiomycetes, Eurotiales, Trichocomaceae.
AUGAACACAGACAAGGGCCCCUUUUUUUUUUUCGUAAGAAAGGAGACGGAUAGCGAAACCGGAGUAUGCAGCUAUACCUAUAAUAUAAUCUGCCAGUUGCAAGUAUUUAUCGCCCAACCGAGCGGAUCGCCACCUGUCAACGCGACUCAUAUAGAAAUUGAAGUUAUUCAACGCGCAAUUAUGCCACCAAUUUGCACUGCAAAGGCAAAAAAAGCCCUCAAAUUAGAGGGCAAGAUCGAAGCUGCAAUUUCUGCUUACAAAAAGAAGCAAAUUCCUUCAAUUAAAGAAACUGCGCAUCUUUUUGGUGUGCCAUAUACUACCCUACAGUCUCGACUUAAGGGACGCCCUGCAAGAGUCAAUUUACGCGCAAAUUCACAUAAAUUGACUGCAAAUGAAGAGGAAAUGCUUGUCAAGUGGAUUCUGGACCUAGAUAAGCGUGGAUUACCUCCUCAACCUCCUUUUGUUAAAAAUAUGGCUAAUCAUCUUCUAUCUCAACGUGGGUCUCAAGGUCCUCCUCCGCAAGUUGGCAAGAACUGGGUUUCUAACCUACAAGAUAAUCCGCGAGUGGGGGACUGCUUACACAAGAAGAUUAUGGAGUAUGGGAUUCAGCCGGAUGAUAUAUACAACUUUGAUGAGACUGGUUUUGCCAUGGGCCUCUGUGCAACUUCAAAAGUUAUCACAAGGAGUAAGGUUUAUGGCCGUCCAAAGCUUCUACAACCUGGUAAUCGCAAAUGGGUUACAGCAAUUGAGUCAGUUUGUGCAACAGGAUGGAGCCUUCCUACCUAUAUCAUCUUCAAAGCAAAAGAACUUCAAGACGCCUGGUUUGAUGAACUUCCAGAAGGCUGGCGGCUUGAUAAAAGCAACAACAGAUGGACAACUGAUGAAAUUAGCCUAAGGUGGCUUAAAAAUCAAUUCAUUCCUGAGACAGAGAAGCGCAGGAAAGGUGCAUAUCGACUACUAGUUCUUGAUGGCCAUGGAAGCCAUCUUACACCUCAAUUUGACAAACUCUGCACCCAAAACAAAUUAUCCCGAUUUCAGCAGAUGCAGCACGGCUUCAAUCACAUUGCAAAGCUUGACUUCUUAGAGGCAUAUCCUGCAGCAUGCGCAGAAGCCUUUAAGGCUCAUACUGUUCAAAAUGGCUUUAUAGCCACUGGGAUUCAUCCAUUUAAUCCAGACCGAGUUAUUCAAAAGCUCCAUAUUCAACUUAAGACGCCUACACCACCAGGAAGUCGAUCCAGUAACUCACAGUCAUCCUGGGGCUUACAGACGCCUCAUAAUCCUUGUCAACUACAGCGGCAAGCAACUGCAGUCAAGAAACUUAUAGAGCAAGGUCAUACAAGUCCUUCAAGUCGGUUUAAUGAAGCGUUCAAUCAAAUUACAAAGGCAUGUGAAUCCACCAUGAUUCAAGCAGCAAUAAUGAAGAAGGAAUAUCAGGAUUUACUUGCUGCACAUGAGAAGGAGAAGCAAAAGCGUCAAAGAUCCAAGAAGAAGAUACGUCAUGAAGGAGGAAUUACUAGAGAAGAAGAGCAGGAUCUCAUAAGGUCAAGAGAUCAAGUUGUUGAACCUCCAGUCAAUGAUCCUCUACAGUCUCAAUUACCGGCCUCUCCACCGCAUGUACGCCCACAAUAUAGGUGUAGCGAUUGUAAUACUCUGGGCCACAGAAGGAAUCAAUGUCCUAAUCACAAUAACGCGUUGAGAGGUGCGAUCCGCUCGGUUGUGGAUUACGUUACAUCCGAUCGACUUGGCCGUGGCACGCCUCGGAUUUCUCCCCCAAUACGGAAGAAUCUGUGCUCCCAGAGAAUGGAAGACUACAUCCGGCUUCCAGAAGGCGACGAUGAGGCCGCGGUCCGCGGGAUUUGCGCCCUAGUCUGGCCACACAUGUCGAUCAACCAGGGUUGUUCGGAGUCUGACACGGACAGAAGCCGCUUCUCCGAAGGCCCUGAUAACUACAGAGUACUCCUCCGUACUGAUAAUGGGGCGUUAAUGGGCGUUCAGGAGAGCAGCCCCCGGAAGGCCAGCCCGGCAGGCCGGGCGGUGGGGCGACUCCGACAGGCAGGAAUGAUCGAUCCACUUGCAGGCCCAACCCCAACGUCGGAGUCGCUAGCCAAGACGAUCGCUGGCGACGGGGCACAGCAGAGUAAUAAUCUAAAGACGGUAUUAAUUUGUCCACGAUUCCGUCGGAAGGCUCCCCGGCCAGUCAGCGUGCCAGACAGAACGACCGUUUUGCAGGCGCCCGUUAAUGCGGCGUUCGGCUCUCCGCUUCCCCGGGGGGAGCUCCGCGGCCUCUGGGGAAGUCUCCAGGCUCCACCGCACCGGCUUGGCCGCUGCAAGGCGAGAGGACGAUGCUUGGGAAUGAAUCGGCAGCAAGAUAAGGCGAACAAGUCAAGGCAUGCAAAUCGUCUCCCCACACGUCUGGCUCCUUUGGCCCCUGGUUGGGGCGAUAGACUGGAACGGUGGAAAUUUGAGUAUUCACUCCUGACAUCACCACUGGAAUCCGCAUUACUGCAACGACAUCGCCACCAAGUUGACAACGGCCCAACAGCAUACAAAACGAUCGAUCGAUCGGCUGGCUGGCUGUUCUGUUCUGAACUCUACUAUUUUCUUCCAACUCGAAAACUCCCGAAAUAUCGAUCACCACCAACCAAUCGCUUGAAUAAAUCGUUCUUUCUUUCCUGUCCCCAAAGAUUACUAAAAAUGGCAUCGACCAUCCCUCAGAACCGACCACAAAAUCACAUCCUGGCCCCGUCACCCAUCAGACCGUCAUCAUCCUCCACCUUCAGCCAGGACAUCUCCCGUGCCAUCGAGGCAUCCGCAUCCAUGCUCCCCAAAUACUACACCUACAACCAAUACGAGUCUGCUGCUGCUAAGGAGUCAUCGACAAUCGACAACAACGGCAACGACGCCAGCAGCUUCGUGGACUGGGAUCACCAUCAUCAACCCCCGCCGCCGCCCCCGUCGCCGGUGGGAUUCCCGUCCUCGUACAAUAGCUAA